GCGAGUCCAAAUUGAGAUAGUGCAGCUACAGUUCUUGUGGGCGCCACAUUUUCAUUACUCUUCUGCAAGGAUCUUGAAGUUCCAAUCCAAAUUGAGCUAUUAAUUUCACCGCUUCAUCAAUUUUAAGUGCAGACAUCGCACAAGCAAUAAUGACUUUCUACACUCUGAUUAUGUUGCCUCUUCUCCUCUUACUCCUGCCACUGCUUUUCCUCUUCAGCAAGAAAAAGAAAGCUGAAGAAGGAAAUAAGCGCAUCCCACCAAGCCCUCCGAAGCUUCCGAUUUUAGGAAACUUGCACCAACUCAGUGAAUUGCUUCACCAAUCUUACUGCGAGUUAUCCAAGAAGUAUGGCCCUGUCAUGCUUCUUCAUCUCGGUCAUUUACCAACUGUUGUAAUCUCUUCUGCUGAAGCUGCACAAGAGGCCUUGAAAGUUCAUGAUCUUGCCUGUUGCAGCAGACCUCUUUUAGCUGGCUCUGGCAGGCUUUCUUACAAUUACUUGGAUGUAGCUUUUGCACCCUAUGGUGAACUAUGGAGAAAAAUGAGACAGCUGAUUGUUCUUGAGCUCUUUAGCAUGAAGAGGGUUCAUUCUUUUCGGCCACUUAGAGAAGCAGAAGUCGAAAUGCUUAUCAAUUCAAUUUCUGAGUCGGCAUCUUCUGCAACUCCUAUUAAUCUUACUGACAAGUUGUUUGCUCUUACUGCAAAUAUUACAUUUAAGAUGUCUUUCGGAUUCGAUUAUCGAGGGACUGAUUUUGACAGAGAUAGAUUUCAUGAAGUAGUUCAUGAUGCUGAGGCUGUGGCAGGAAGCUUUUCCACCGGGGAGUUCUUCCCGUUUUACGGUUGGAUUAUUGACAGGAUAUCCGGUCAUCACGCAAGGACAGAAAGAGUUUUCUAUGAGUUAGAUAAAUUUUUUCAACAUGUAAUUGAUGAUCAUCUUAAGCCUGGAAGAAAAAAGGACCAGGAUGACAUGAUUGAUGUGCUGUUGCGAAUAGAGAAGGAACAAGCACAAGUUGGAGAAGGAGCUCACUUCACCAAAGAUAACAUUAAGGGAGUCCUCCUGAAUUUAUUUCUGGGUGGUGUGGACACUUCUGCGAUUACUCUAAAUUGGGCAAUGGCAGAGUUUGUUAGGAAUCCAAGAGUGAUGAAGAAAUUGCAAGAAGAAGUCAGAAAUUCUGUUGGAAAGAAAGGAAGAGUGACAGAAGCUGACAUUAACAAGCUUGAAUACCUUAAGAUGGUAGUAAAAGAAACUUUCAGAUUGCAUCCUGCAGCACCAUUACUAAUUCCAAGAGAAACCCUUUCUCAUAUUAAAGUCAAUGGCUAUGAUAUUAAGCCGAAAACCAUGAUCCAAGUUAAUGCUUGGGCAAUUGGACGUGAUCCUAAGUACUGGAAAGACCCUGAAGAGUUCUUCCCUGAAAGAUUUGCUGAUGGCUCCCCUGACUUUAAGGGAAAAGAUUAUGAAUUCCUGCCAUUUGGAGCUGGUAGAAGAAUGUGCGUUGGGAUGAACUUGGGAACAAUAACAGUAGAAUUUGUGCUUGCAAAUCUCGUUUAUUGUUUUGAUUGGAAGUUGCCUGACGGGAUGCAGAAGGAAGAUAUCAACAUGGAAGAGCAAGCUGGUGUCAGUCUCACUGUCUCUAAAAAGACACCCCUCUGCCUUGUGCCCGUCAAAUACCUGCAGUGAUACCCCUCGCUAAAAAGACACCCCUCGCUAGAAGAAACCCAUUAGCUGAAUAGCAUAUUAACAGGAGCAUGUUCCCAUUACAAGGCGCAGAGCCUUGCACAUCGAGGACGCCAUAUUAAUAGGAGUAUGAUGUGUUGUUGGACGAGAAUAAAGAAAAAGAACCCAUCUUUGUUUCCCCGACUUUUUUGACUUUGCUCUACUUCGUUUCCAUUAUUUAUUUCUUGUCUUUACAGAAACAUUGAGCUUUUGUUUUCUUGUACAUCGAAUGUAAUGCAUGUUAUGUUGAAUUA
Molecule: messenger RNA, 1963 nt
Organism: Ricinus communis (castor bean)
Lineage: Eukaryota; Viridiplantae; Streptophyta; Magnoliopsida; Malpighiales; Euphorbiaceae
Product: cytochrome P450 71B10
Exons: 2
Coding region: 150-1673 (507 amino acids)
Molecular function (GO): heme binding; oxidoreductase activity, acting on paired donors, with incorporation or reduction of molecular oxygen; monooxygenase activity
Source: RefSeq, a predicted model, not a curated record